GGCAUUUUGAGAUGAAUGCAAGGAUUAUUGUUUCGUAAUGAAAGCAAAACAAAAGCAAGCAAAAACACAAGACUGGAUUGAGAAAGAGCCGGAGCAAAAUACUGUGAGACGUGGAGCUAUGGCGGUGUUGAGGUCUCCCAAAGUAUUUUAGUGCGAUAGAAUGGCAUUGUCACCUCUUCACCCCGCUUUGUUUGCUUUGUCCCCGCGCCCGGCACUUUCUUUCCUCUUUCGGAACGCGACCCGACCACGAUCCUUGGACGCGACUUCAACUCUAGACUUGUUCAACCUCCAUUUGCGACAACACACCCAUUUCUCCCAUCUUCACGAACACGCCUACCAAUAUGGCACCUUCGGCUUCGGAGGAUACAAUCAUCAAAGCGCUCAAAGAUGGGGUCGUUGAACUCUACCGCAAAGAUCCCGACGUCUUGACUGUUAAAUACGUCCGCAAUCACGUCGCAAAGGAUCUCGAUAUCGACCCCAGCUUUUUCUUGACACCGGAAUGGAAAGAGAAGUCGAAGACGACCAUAAAAGAAGCCGUGGUAACUACUCACUCCCACGCAAUGCGACUGGAUUCUAAUCAGUGCUUUCGCGUAGAGCCAUGUACAGGACCAAGCGGGGGACGCGGAUGUAAAGGAACCCACACCACAGAAGAAGAAACCUGCCCCACCAACAAAGAAGGCAGCUGCUCCGGUAAAGAAGCGUCUACAAAAAGCUACCGCGGCAGCCAAAUCGAAACCAGCAAAACGGCAGAAGAAACGGCAAGCUUCGUCCGAUGACGAUAACGAUCAAUCCGAUAGCAGUAUACUGAGCGAUUUUGACGAGACUACUUCGGAACUCAGUGAUGCACCGAAAAAGAGAGGGCGUAAGCCGAAGGCAUCUGUGAAGUCAAAAGUCAAGAAGAGAAAACAAGUCGCAUCAGACGAGGAAGAUGAGGACGACGACUUGAGCGACGAGUCACCAGAGGAUAGUGAAGCCACUCCACCACCAGAAAAGAAGCCUACCCCGAAGAAAAAGGCAGCUCCCAAACCCAGGAAAUUGACCAAGGCAUUAAAGGUCCAAGAUUCAGAGGCUGAGCCCGAGGAGGAACCAAAGAAGGCCACACCAAAGAGGAAAACGUCAACCCCUAAAUCCAAGAAAGCAAAAGCCGGUUCCGAUGUUGAGUCCAUAGCAAGCUCGGUACUGCUCUCAACGCCGGAAGGCUCUGAUGAGGAAGAGCCUAAUAAACCAGUUGCUUCGAAAUUGAAAAAGAACCUUGAAGGGCGUCCAAAAAAUAAGCCCAAACCCCGAGACUCCGAAACAGAAGAAGAGCUCACACCCCCGCCGCUUAGCAAAGAGGAAGAGGCAGAGCAGGAUAAAAUAGCCGCUAAAUUUGCUGCCUCGAAAGCAGCAGAAAAGGCCGAUGCGUCAGAAUCAGAAAUGUCAAUAGUCAUCGACGAAGGACCAAAGCCAAAACGCAAACGCAAAUCCAGCGAGAAAGAAAUCAAAGAACCCAAGUCUAAGAAAGCAAAAGGAGAGUCCAAGGCCAAGACCUCCAAGGUCGUGCUCUCUCCCCAAGAAGAGCAGAUCAAAACUCUGCAAUCCCAGCUCGUUAAAUGUGGAAUUCGCAAGAUCUGGCAAUUUGAACUCAAAGAAUACAAUGAUGACUCCAAAGCCAAGAUCGCUCAUCUAUCCAAGAUGCUGAAAGACGCCGGGAUGGUGGGGAGAUUUAGCGACGCGCGAGCGAAGGAAAUCAAGGAAAUGAGGGAAUUGCAGGCGGAUUUGGAGGACGUACAAAAAGGUGAGCAGAGUUGGGGUAUGACUAGUGGUAGGAGAUCAAGGAGCACGGCUGUAAAAAAGAGCAUGAAGCUUCCAUCCGAGUCUGAUGAAGAGGAUGACGAGGAGGGAGGGGGACAAAAAAGGACAAUGAGAGCAAAAACAAACGAGGAGGAAUCCGAGGAUGAAGAAGAGCGUGCAGAAAAGAUACGCAAGGCUCGCGCGAAGGCUGGAAUCGUGUUUUCAGAAUCUGGGUCGGAUAGCGACUAGAUAACUACUUAUUCUUGUUGUAUAUUGUAUCAGUCAGAGUUACAUUACAGUACCAGGAUACAUGAAAUUGAUAUUCACAGGUAGUUGUGAACAUGUUUUAUCUAUUGGCCAAAAUACAC
Messenger RNA from Hymenoscyphus albidus, 2141 nucleotides. The record is from the annotation of a GenBank genome assembly. NCBI's taxonomy places the organism in Eukaryota, Fungi, Ascomycota, Leotiomycetes, Helotiales, Helotiaceae.